Messenger RNA from Melitaea cinxia (Glanville fritillary), 1224 nucleotides. Its product is annotated as zinc finger protein 25-like. The record is from RefSeq and is a predicted model, not a curated record. The transcript is spliced from 2 exons. The coding region runs from base 16 to 1122 and encodes 368 amino acids. Gene Ontology annotation, biological process: regulation of DNA-templated transcription. Lineage: Eukaryota; Metazoa; Arthropoda; Insecta; Lepidoptera; Nymphalidae. Gene Ontology annotation, molecular function: zinc ion binding; DNA-binding transcription factor activity, RNA polymerase II-specific; RNA polymerase II cis-regulatory region sequence-specific DNA binding. Gene Ontology annotation, cellular component: nucleus.
AUCUUGCAUUUAAAUAUGAAUUACAAAGACCGCUGUAGAACUUGUUUAGGCAGUGAAAAGGAAAUGAGACAUGUACACUCUGUUUUAUCAAUAGCUGGCGAUGAUGUUCGUUUAUCUGAUGUUUUACAGAAUUUUUAUAAUUACACGAUAACGGCAGACGAUUCGCUACCUGAGAACAUUUGCAUAAAUUGUGUUCAUCAGCUUACGCUAACGUAUUCCUUUAAAAGACUCAUCGAAUCGAGCGCUAAAACUCUCUCUGAAAGUUUGCACCUCAUCGAUUCCACCAGCGAUAACUGUGACGCUAGUUUUGAAUCUGACGAUCAGAAACCAAUAAUAGUAUUCCGUAAACCAUACGAAAGAAGACGAAUCGUCAAACGAAUACAAAGAGAGGUAAAGCGGGAAACGGAAAAUAAAUUAUUGUUUUGUGUAGAAUGUAAGGAAAAGUUUUAUUCUGUAAAGUCUCUGAGUGAACAUUGUAUAAUCAAUCAUCCAGUGAAGUCAUUGUUAGGGAGAGAUUGUGAUUAUUGUCAUGAAAAAUUUGAAGAUUUUCGAUCCCUUGUCCUUCAUAGGAAAUUACAUUUUACACCAUAUAUAUGUGAAAAUUGUUGGGAGGGGUUUUACAGUAUUGAAGACAUAAACAGACAUUCUUGUCAACCAAACCCCGAUAAAGAAAAAAGUAAAUCCGAGAAAGUAUUACGACAGUGCGAUCAAUGUGGAAAGUCAUACCCGCCCGGUUAUAUAAAAAUACACAUGCUUACGCACAGCAACGACCGAGCGUACAGUUGUAAAUUUUGUCCAAAAAAGUUUAAAGUGCCCGGAGGUUUGCAUUCCCAUGUUUUAUGGAAUCACAAGCGAACUAGAAAUCACAAAUGUGACAUUUGCAACGCGACAUUCAUAUCAUCCAGUUCACGAAGCUCACACGUACGUAAAAAUCACUUGAAAGAAAAGAAUUACGGUUGCGAAAGUUGCGGAAAGAGAUUUUUCUCAAAAUCUGAAUUACAGAGACAUUCAUUAACCCACACUGGUGUCAAGAACUUCCAUUGCCAUUUGUGUGAUAAAUCUUACCAAACUAGAUACGGGCUAAACGUACAUUUGAAAUCUCAUACACAAUGCAGUGAUUGAUAAUAUAAGUGUACGUGGUAUAGACUAACGAACAAUAUAAGUACAAAGUAACUAUUAAAAAUAUGAUCUCAUUAUUGUAAGAAUAAAAAAAUCUAAUUUGUC